Messenger RNA from Enterobius vermicularis (human pinworm), 243 nucleotides. Lineage: Eukaryota; Metazoa; Nematoda; Chromadorea; Rhabditida; Oxyuridae. The record is from the annotation of a GenBank genome assembly.
AUGGUGUUGGUGGCGAAGACGGUGAUGGUCAUGGUGUUGGUAGUGAUGAUGAGUAUGAUGGCGAUAAUGGUGAUAGUGAUUGUAAUAGUAACUGAGAUGGUGAUGAUGAUUGUACUAUUGAUGCUGAUGAUGGCAGCUACGAUUCAGAUGUGCCGCUUGAAUAGCAUUGGCAAAGUUGAACCAAUUGGAAAACAAGAGCGUGAAGGAUUCCCUGUUUUCUUCGGUUCGUUCUGCCUUUUCUAA